Telopea speciosissima is the source of this 829-nucleotide messenger RNA. Its product is annotated as ubiquitin-conjugating enzyme E2 2-like. The transcript has 7 exons. Bases 228 to 686 code for a protein of 152 amino acids. NCBI's taxonomy places the organism in Eukaryota, Viridiplantae, Streptophyta, Magnoliopsida, Proteales, Proteaceae. The record is from RefSeq and is a predicted model, not a curated record.
ACUGAGUGCACGAGAUUGGGACGGCUGACCCGUAAAGCAUUACCAGUUUCCCAUGAAUUCCAAACCCUAACUAUUCUCUCUCUCUCUCUGUAACCUCACGCGGUAGAUCCAUCUGUUUUCGGAGUUUUCCUCUGACUUCUCUCUUUGUAUCUAACUGCUCUAUGUGUUAAAAUUUAGAGCUCAGAACCAGAUUCCUCGCUCGCCGCGUCUACAUACGGGUGGGAAGGAUGUCAACUCCUGCAAGGAAGAGACUGAUGAGGGAUUUCAAGAGGUUGCAACAGGAUCCUCCUGCAGGUAUCAGUGGCGCACCCCAAGACAAUAAUAUAAUGCUUUGGAAUGCUGUUAUAUUUGGUCCUGAUGACACUCCGUGGGAUGGAGGUACGUUUAAGUUGACACUUCAGUUUGCCGAGGAUUAUCCGAAUAAGCCACCAAUAGUUCGGUUCGUUUCUCGAAUGUUUCAUCCAAAUAUUUAUGCAGAUGGAAGCAUUUGCUUGGAUAUUCUACAGAACCAAUGGAGUCCCAUCUAUGAUGUGGCUGCUAUACUUACGUCCAUCCAGUCGUUAUUAUGCGAUCCAAACCCAAACUCACCUGCAAAUUCCGAAGCAGCACGGAUGUUUAGUGAGAAUAAGCGUGAAUACAACAGAAGAGUACGUGAAAUUGUCGAGCAGAGCUGGACAGCAGACUAACUUAUCAUGGUAGGAUGUCAUGAUAUUUCUGGAUGUUUUGAGGGCAUGUUGGAGUAACGUUGCCACUUAUAAACUAUUGCAUCAUAUACUACUUUAAACUAAUCAUAUUAUCUGUUUGCUUUCCUGGAUGGAUGCUACAUUAC